Molecule: messenger RNA, 1321 nt
Organism: Exaiptasia diaphana
Lineage: Eukaryota; Metazoa; Cnidaria; Anthozoa; Actiniaria; Aiptasiidae
Product: O(6)-methylguanine-induced apoptosis 2
Exons: 12
Coding region: 152-1201 (349 amino acids)
Biological process (GO): epigenetic programing of male pronucleus
Cellular component (GO): female pronucleus; male pronucleus; germinal vesicle
Molecular function (GO): histone binding; chromatin binding
Source: RefSeq, a predicted model, not a curated record
UCGGCAGCCUUUCGUUUGUAAGAGCAGUUUCUUGUGAGAGAACAUUCAUCAAAUGCUCUAUAUGGUCUAUGGCAAGAAGAAGGAUGUUCAGGCGAGGAAGCUUCGUGUCUGGAGUUGGUUGCCAUGACGAUCACGUUGCUGCCAAACAAAGAUGGCGGACAGUGUUCGUGUUGAACACACUGCAAAAAGACCAGUUGGUGGAGGAAUKAACGCGGGUAAACUUCACAAAGGUCAUGGUAAAACUGCCGCUUCAGCAUCAAUACCUAGCAAGUAYCAAACCAUAGUAACUAAUAACUCAGAAAGGAAGGGAUUUCUUUCUCGGACUAAACGAUUUGAUGGCGAUUUUGGGAACUACAACCCAGGCCCAGGGCARUAUGGUCAGAUGUCAACCACAGAAACAGAAAGCUCAUCUUUCUCCAAAAAGGGAACUGGAGGGUUUGCAUCUAAGUGUAAAAGAUUUCCAAGACAUCAAAUACAAGGGGAGUCUGGUCCUGGACCUGGAGAGUAUGAGGCAUUUUCACCUAAAGGAAGCAACUUUAACAGGUCUGGUGUGACUAGUGUGUUUCAUCUUCCUAUUGCUAUCAAGAGAGAAGACAAGAAAAAUGCUUUACCAGCACCUAAUCAAUAUAAUAUUGGUAGAUUGACAGGAAGGGUUGUGCAUGACAACAAUGUGGCAGCUUCUGCAGCCUUUAAAUCAAGCUCAAAGAGAAGUCUUAAUAUUCAAAAUAUGAGCCAAGGACCUUCACCAUGUCGCUACAACAUCARUGAUAAACUUGUGAGUGAUUCGCCCAAGACAGUCUCAGCACCCUUCAAAUCUACAGUAGAAAGAAAAAUGAUGAGAUCACCCUUACCAAUCCCUGGACCAGGAUCAUACAAUCCGGCAAAAAAUGAUUUGAAUCCMAAAAUACCAAGAGGAUUUUUAAACAAACAUUAUUUAUGCAUCUCGGCACCAGCAAUGCCACUACCGUUACCAGACCCUACUCCAGGUCCUGGUCAUUACAAUAUUGUAGACUAUGAAGGUCAACCCAAGCACUUUAUGUCCAGUUCAGURUUUGUUUCGUCAACCAGUCGUUGGAUGGGUGGUGAUGGUCAGAAUGUUGGUACAAAUGAUGACAUUCCUGGACCUGCAACCUACAGACCAAACCAACCUGGAAAACAAUCAUUUCUGUACAACUACAAUUCAAGAUGGGUGCCUGGGUGAAGAAUCAUAUACUGUAGCAGUUUUUAUAGGAAAUUUAAAAUUGUCAAAGAAUUGUACAAAAUAUCUGUAAAUAGUCUUAACAUUUCAAAUUAUUGUACAAAUAAAAAUAUUUUGAAAACU